CCGUAAACAUUACCAACGUAAACACAGAUCUAGAGUGUAAACACACGAGGAAAUUGCUUCAUUUCUGUUAUUGGAAAGACCACCAUGAGGUGUAAGAGAAGUUAAAGGGAAGCAAUUCAGACAGCUAGACAUGUCUGCCCUGUCUCCAGGGGUGAACCAUCUCAUCAACAACACCGGAAUCUGUCGUCAAGCCGAUGGACCAGGUCUUCUCAAAGGUUCUGGUCUGGUGGACUGGAAGGCCGUGAAGGUUGCACUUCCAGAUCCAUCAGGAUUCACUGAUGACAAACUGUAUUUUGAGAGAUGUGUUAGAUUACUGGCUCCGUUGUUUCUACAAUCCGAGAAUUACUUCUCCAAACUAACUUCAGCCGAGUAUGAUAACCAGUUAUCUCCCCUUACAUCAUGGACAGGUGUGCCAAGGGUACUGGCAGAGUGUUUUGACAUGCUUCGUUCACCAAAGGACAAAGGAAAUGAGGACCAAAUGUUGGUGAUGCUGAUCGUGACUUCUGUAUUAGAACGAUCCCUUGGAGAUGUGUACCUUACAAGAGGAUCUCAGUGUCCGUCCAUGUUGAAGGACCUACUACUUACUCCUGAGCUCUCACAGAUAUUUGGAUCAGCUGCUAUACAAACAUUACGUGUUGUAUUAGGGCCUCCUACUUCAUUGAACCUACGAAAUGUGGUAUGGCACGGCUUCCCCACCCCCGGGGAAAUACCACAAAGGUACACCUGGUUCCUGUUACUACUAGUGCCUAGUUUAGGGUCUCUACUGGGACAAGACACUGAUGUUGUACACAGGCCAUACACAGACUUUCCACAACUAGCAACUUACUGCUCUCAGUUCACAGAGAUGAAAGCACCAACUAAAUCGGAGAUAAUGCAGUUGUUUGAAAAGUCCAGCAUCAUUUCAAGGCGUUCCUUACCUGUGUGGUCGGCUUCACUGGACUGGUUCUAUAAAGGAAAGUAUGGAUACUUUGCUGUGUUAAUACUUCCACAACUUGAGCAUGCCAUGAGGGUUCUGUUUUCGGUGGUCAACCAUUGUCCAGAGCGAGUGCUCACGGCCGAGGCAACAACACUUUACACAACCUUUGACGAGAUUUUAGAUCCAUGUUUACCUUCUGGUCAGAAAAAUGAGGUUGCAGCUCAGUUAGGAGAGAAUUGUAUGGACCUCCUACUAGAUCUCCUGGAAUACCCAUCAGGCCCCAGGGUACGAGACAGACUCGGCCACGGGGAGGUGAAUCUCGGCUCAUUUCCUCAAACACUAGCUACAGUCAUUCUGGGUACAGCAGUGUAUGUCACAGCCAGAAGGGAGGCUACUCUGAUGUCACUUCCCAAGGCUUUCGGAACAUUAUGUGAUUAUCAGUCUCUAUUUCACCCUGUGACUUUAGUCAAACAGAAGAUCAACAGUGUCAUAGAACAAGUGGCCAAAUUGAAUGGUCAGAUUCACUACACCUUCCAUUUAGAACCCAGGUCGACAUUCCAUUACACUGAGCUGUGUAGAGAGGAACACCAACAGUUGGUUACCAUGACAACAGAGAUGGAAAGCCUUGUAGGGACUGUGUGUCAGAGGUGGAGAAAUAGCAGUGUUACUAAAGACAAGGUUAUCACUGGGUUGUUACAACCAAUGGAAGACGGUCAAAAAUUUGUGUCAAAAAUUUUAGCUAAGAAGAUAAGUACAUUGUACCGAUUCAACAGAGCCACGCCAAACAUAGAUGGAGCAUCAAACACCAAAGGUAGCAACAAUCCAAAAUUAGAUAAAACCAAACCAAGCUUAGAUGGCAUCACAUCCACCAGGAAUGAAGCAGCAUCAUCCAGAGAUGAAGCCAGUUCCGGAGGAGAGAAUGGAAGACAGAGUGAGGUGGUAGGUCUGUUACAGAGGAUCCUGGGGGAGUGUUUGUCAGUGGUCAGUCAAGUGGAGCAGGCAGUGAGUGACCGACAGACGCAGUUGGGGAACGGGAAACUCCGGCCCCGACAGGAAGAGAGUCUGCGUAAACUUAUCAACAGUUGCCCAUGUUUCCAUAUAUGCCUACAUUUUGUUGUGUUUCUGACCCUGUGGCAAAUCUACACCCUAGACACAACAUCAACUGAUGGGACCGGCAGAGUCAGAUUUUUAAAGGGAGUUCUUCAAUACAUGGAGAAACUACGAGUUCAUACAGGUGGUGAAAAGAGUAAAUGGAUUGAGGCCACAGAAUUAGGUACUAGCUUCAUGGACAAAGUUAAACAAUAUCUAGCUAAGUCCUGAUAUUGCAAUAGUGAUCAAAACCUUUUAUCCAGUCAAAGGGAGGCGGGAAAAAAUCGGGAUAGCUUCAUUUGGUUUACUUAUGUACCUUACAAGCAAUAAAACAGAACUGGUAUGGUCACAAGCAGUUUUGUCCAGGGUCACCGAGCAAAAUAUUGUGAUCCCAUAAAUGAUGCAGUACAUUGUGGUUGAUGCUGACUAGAUUAGUCCGGUGAUAACACAGGGAUUUGGCACCCCUUCCUGACCCAGGUCCAUUUAUAUACCAGGUAUGUGGAUGUAUCACAGUGGGUUGGGAAUUCGUGCCAAGUCCCUGUGUGUGAAAGGGGCGUCAACACCUCCGUCCUCACAUACAUAUGUACCUCAGAACCAAGUCUGACAACAAAUAAAGUGUAAGUUGACAGAAUCUAUAUAACAUUUAGAAUACACACAAUUGUCAAUGAUAACAUCAAUUUUUAUUUUCAUACUUUUAUCAACAUAACAAAAUAUUCAACAAAAUAUGCAAGAAGCAAGCAUUUCACAUCAGAAUAUGUAUAUUCAAAUUAGUUAAAAGACCUAUUGAGUAAACAGUUAUUUGCAUAAUGUAGAUGGAUUGUCUUCAUCAUACGCAAUAAUUUUAUUUUGAUUUAAACAUAAUUCAUUGCAAAAAA
Pecten maximus is the source of this 2880-nucleotide messenger RNA. RefSeq names its product endoplasmic reticulum membrane-associated RNA degradation protein-like. The record is from RefSeq and is a predicted model, not a curated record. The transcript is spliced from 18 exons. Lineage: Eukaryota; Metazoa; Mollusca; Bivalvia; Pectinida; Pectinidae. The coding region runs from base 131 to 2236 and encodes 701 amino acids.